Molecule: messenger RNA, 3074 nt
Organism: Vombatus ursinus (common wombat)
Lineage: Eukaryota; Metazoa; Chordata; Mammalia; Diprotodontia; Vombatidae
Gene: LSG1
Product: large 60S subunit nuclear export GTPase 1
Exons: 14
Coding region: 1-1923 (640 amino acids)
Biological process (GO): ribosomal subunit export from nucleus
Cellular component (GO): cytosol
Molecular function (GO): GTPase activity; GTP binding
Source: RefSeq, a predicted model, not a curated record
AUGGGGCGGAAGCGGGUGCGGGGCGGCGCCGGGGGCGGCCUGGGUCGGGCCCUCAUCAAGGAGCGUAACCUGCAGAACAGGCUCCAGCGGCGGCGAGACACGUGGCUGCACGCGAAGGAGCUGGACGAUGGGGGCGCCUGGGGCCGCGUGGACCCGCGCUCCGUGACCGAGCCCACGGCCCUCGAGGAGUUCCUGGCCACGGCCGAGCUGGCGGGCACCGAGUUCGUGGCGGAGAAGCUGAACGUCCGCUUCGUGCCCCCCGAGGCCAGGACGGGCCUGUUGCCCCCCGAGGAGCAGCUGCGGCUCCGGGAGCGCCAGGAGGAGAACCGGGGGGCCCUGCGCAUCCCCCGCAGACCCCCAUGGGACGAGGGCACCAGCGCCGAGGGGCUCCAGCAGGCCGAGAGAGAGAACUUCCUGGAGUGGAGGCGCGGGCUGGUGCGGCUGGAAGAGGAGCAGAACCUGAUUUUGACGCCGUUUGAAAGAAACUUGGACUUCUGGCGGCAGCUCUGGAGAGUCAUCGAGAGAAGUGAUGUCGUUGUGCAGAUAGUAGAUGCCCGUAAUCCCCUCCUCUUUCGAUGUGAGGACUUGGAACGUUAUGUGAAAGAAAUCAGCGGAGAUAAGGAAAAUGUGAUUUUGAUCAACAAGGCAGACCUGUUGACUGAGGAGCAGCGAGGAGCGUGGGCCAGAUUCUUUGAGCAAGAAAACGUGAAAGUGAUUUUCUGGUCCGCUCUGGCGGAAGGUGACCGGCUGAGCGCGAGAUCAAAGGAGCAAGAAGCUGAGAGUUCAGAGGAGGCCGAAGAGUGGGAAGAUGAGGCUGAGGAUGAGCAGGGGGGUGGUGAGCGGCUCCCCAGUGAGGACAGUGACAGCGAGUACGAGGAUUGUCUGGAGGAUGAUGACCAGUGGCAGACGUGCUCUGAGGAUGACGGCGGCGGCGGCCACGAAGCAGAGCCCUGCUGCCGGGAGAACGGGGCCGGGGGCAGCCUGGAGCAGGAGCCACGGCCCCUGGCUGGGGAUGCCCGCGUGCAGAAUGACAGCCACCUGGUGGAAAAGGAGGAGCUGCUGGACCUCUUCAGAGCGAUGCAUUCUGGGAAGAAGGUCAAGGAGGGGCAGCUCACUGUGGGGCUGGUCGGCUACCCCAACGUUGGAAAGAGCUCGACGAUCAACACCAUCUUUGGGGACAAGAAGGUGUCUGUGUCGGCCACACCCGGGCACACCAAACACUUCCAGACCCUCUAUGUGGAGCCCGGCCUGUGUCUGUGUGACUGCCCCGGCCUGGUGAUGCCGUCCUUCGUCUCUACCAAGGCUGAGAUGAUCUGCUGUGGGAUUCUGCCCAUCGACCAAAUGAGAGACCACGUGCCCCCCAUUUCUUUCAUUUGCCAGAACAUCCCAAGACGGGUCCUAGAAGCCACCUAUGGGAUUCACAUCAUACGGCCCCGAGAAGAUGAAGACCAAAAUCGGCAGCCCACCUCCGAAGAGCUGCUGACGGCUUACGGAAGUAUGAGAGGGUUUAUGACUGCCCACGGACAGCCUGACCAGCCCCGAGCUGCCCGGUACAUCCUGAAGGACUACGUCAGGGGUAAGCUGCUGUAUUGCCACCCUCCUCCUGGUAUCGAGGCUAGGGACUUUCAGCCGCAGCAUGAGAAACUGAGGCACGGCGGAGGGAAGCCAGAGGCGCAGCCGCCACGGCAGAGCUGCCACAAGGCCAAGCAGAUUGAGAAUGUGGUCGACCGAGCAUUUUUUCACCAGGAGAACGUGAGGGCACUGACCAGGGGCGUGCAGGCCGUGAUGGGCCACAGGCCGGGCUGGGCCCCGGGACCUCCUGCUGCCGGCCACAGUGGAGUCCCUGGGAAGCCCUGGAAGAAACACGGCAACCGGAACAAAAAGGAGAAAGUCCGCAGGGUCACCAGGCACUUGGACGCGUGACCUCGAGCCUGACCCGGCUGCCAGAAGGAGUGACGGACCGAGGCUGUCCCCGUGCUCUCCCUCCUGGCCCGCGGGGCGAGGGGGCGCUGACCUCCAGGGCCCAGAUGAGCGGUCUGCGCCAGUGACCCUGCGAUGAGGGGCGGGGGCAAGUGGAUGGAUGAUGAGGGUGGGUGAGAUGGAUAGCUGUGCACACGCAGGCACAUUCUCUACCUCUGGGAGCCAGAGGAAUGGUUUUGGAAACCUGUAUUGAAACAGGGCCGGGGCAGGUCCAGGUUAAGGGCUUGCCAAGGUCCCAGGGCCACGUCCACACUCCCCACUCGGCAGUGGCAUCGAAGAGCUCUAAGCUUGGGGAUCCCUCUGCCCCCAUCGUGCAGCCUGAGCCCUGAGGGAGGACGGUCGCUCGUGGAGAGGCCUCUCAGUUUGGCCAGCGGUCGGCCCUGGAAGCAUCCUGCGAUAAAGUCUGAUCCUUUUGGGCAGAGUUCCCAGCAGAAGCAGGACUGGAUCUCGGGUCCGAUGCAGCCAUUGUGCCCGGGGCUCCACCUCUGCCCAGCACAGCCUGUCGCCCCCAUCCCUCCCGGGCUCUGUCUUCCUCACUGGGGUCCAGAGGGCCCAGGAAGGGACAGGUGACAUGAUAUCGAUGGUGGCCAGCUUCCUGAGUUGUGUUUCUUCGUCUGUAAAGUGAUUCUGCAGCCCAGUCGCCCCUUCUCGGUCUCCUUUGUGGCCGUAGCGUCCAUCUCCUCCCACCCCAUCCCCGCCCCCAGCUCUGGCUCCUCUGCAUGGUGGCAGAAGUGUAUACCAUCCUCCCUCUCUGCCCGGGGGCAUCUCGGGCUGAACCCGGGGCACCAGCCUCCUGCCACCUUAGGCUCCUGACCCAUUCCCCCCCCCAGCACCUCUCACACCUUUCCCCUUCUGAUUCUGACCUUCCUCAGUUACCGGAGACUCUCUCCCACUCCUUGCCCUCACCUCUGCCUCCUCCGAGGCUCAGGCAGGGAGCUGCCUGCCAUGUGGGCCUUUUCUGACCUGCUCUUUGGGCCUGUGGACAGUGCCUUCCCGAGGACCAGGACUGCCUUGGCCAUCUCUACCCCUGGUGCCUUGCCCCAUGGUAGGCCUUACCUAAUCAAUUCUCAAUAAAGCACACGCUAUGCCUUCUA